Closterium sp. Naga37s-1 is the source of this 2160-nucleotide messenger RNA. The record is from the annotation of a GenBank genome assembly. NCBI's taxonomy places the organism in Eukaryota, Viridiplantae, Streptophyta, Zygnematophyceae, Desmidiales, Closteriaceae.
AUGGCAGGGGAUGAGGGGCAAGGUCGGCCUGCAUGGGAGGGGAUGCAUGGUGGGGAAUCAGUGGCAGUGCAAGAGGAAUGGGGGGUGAUAAGGGCGGGAGGGAAUGACGUGGCAGGGCUGGCGGAAGUAGGGGAAAGGCAGGCGGAAAGGGAGGGGAUACAUGGAGGCGGAAGCAGGGGCAAGAGCGGACGGCUAGGGAGGGGAUACAAGGCGGGGAAUCAGGGGCAUACCCACCCAGCUCCCAUCAAAGGAGGCAAGGAUAACCCACAGUGGUGCGAACUCAUACGAGUGAGACGCCCUGCUACUCUUCUGCAGUCGCGGCAGCGCGUAGCGCGUACAGCAGCGGCCAUGGUGCGCAAGGUGGUGCGCGGGCGCGUGGAGCCGCUCGCCGCCGUGGUCUCUCCACAGCAGGCGGCGGCGGCAGCGGCGCGCAUAUCACGAUCGCUGGAGGAGGAGCGCGGCAACGCGGACCGACUGAGGCGAUUCAAGCAGGAGAACGCGGUGCUCUGCACGCUCGUGCGCUCGCUAUCCGACAAAACAAGCCACGCUGUCAUGCUCACGCUGCUGGUGGGAGAACGAUUCCUGCAGAUGGCGAGUGGCAACACGCACUGUCUGCCAACCCUUCCUCAUUCAUCCAGUUUCUCUGCUCCCGUUGCCUCUCCCCUGCUCCCGCUGCCUAUCCCCUGGUGCCGUUGCCUCUCCCCUGCCCGUUGCCUCUCCCCUGCUCCCGUUGCCUCUCCCCUGGCCGCAGCAGCCACACAAGCAACAUCCCCUCUGCUGGACGGCGGUAUUCACGCGGAGAGACCAGCCCACCAGGCGCUGCAAGGGUUGUUCCGCCGCCACACAAUGCUCGCUUUGCUCCACGCACUCUCCCACGCGCUGCCUGUGCUCGUCCCAUCCCAUUGGUUCCCAUUCGGCCGGGCAGCUGAUCAACACCUAGUUACUAACGACCACACUGGGGAGCAGCCUCUAGUCUCAGCGCUUAGCCUCCCACACACGCGGUGUGCGUCUCACACUCUUUGUGCCGCCCUCUCUCAGGUUCCUUUUGGCCGCGCAGCCUUCUUCCCCGGGCGCCUGGUCCACACCAACGAGCUCACCCUUCUACUGGGGGACGGGAUGUACGCUGAGAGGUCUGCCUCCCAGGCGCUGGGGGUGCUGCGGCGACGUGGCGCGAUGAUAGAGCGCCAGCUGGAGGGGUGCCGGGCGAAGGUGGAGGAGCUACGUGGCGAGCUGCGAUUCGCCGAGCAGGCUGGGGCGGAUGCUGAGGUGAGUGAGGGGCGGGAAAGAGAAGCUUCUGCGAGGGUGAUGGGGGGGGAAAGGGGAGGGGGUGGAGGAAAUGGAGGGGGUGGUGAGGGGGAUUGUGCGCGGUGGAUUGAACGCACGCUUUUCCCUUACUGCCCCGAUCAGUGCCGUUGGUCGGCGCGGCCAAUUGCACUUCCUGGACACGCCUCCAUUGCUUUCUCACGUCCCCACCUGCCACUCCCGGCAUCUUCUCCUUCUUCCCUUGGCUUCCUCUCUCUUCACACACUCUUUCUCUCGCACACUGGGGCACAACAGGAGGGGUGUGUGGAGAUACACGAGUAUGAGGAGGAGGUGGAGGGGGACGAGGAGGAGGAGGAAAGAAAGGAUGAAGGAGCACGGCAAGGAGAGGAGAUCAGAGUAGGCAGUUCAAAGGGGGGGGCAACAGGGGGGGAUCUUUGCAACAUGGUUGGGACGUCUAGAGAAGCGGAUGGUGGGAGUGGUGGUGCGGACGAGGAGGAUCGGCGCAUUGAGGCUCUGUUCGCCGAGAUGGAAGCUGCAGAGGCGGCUGCUGCUGCUGGGGAUGAUGAUGAGGAGGAGGAGGAGGAGGAGGAGGAGGGAAGUGAGGAGGAAGAAGAGGAGGAAGAUGAUGAAGAGGAGGCAAUGAGGAUCGGUGCAGUGGGAGGGCAGCAGCGAAAGGCGGUGGAGGGAAUAAGAGCAGCAGCGGGGCAGGGAAUGCCCCCUUCACAGAAGCUGAUGGAGGGCGUGUCGGCAAUGAGGAUAGGUGCUGCAGGGGGAGGGCAGCAGGGGCAGGCGGUGGAGGCAGGCAGAGGAGAAGCGCAGCAGGAAAUUCCCCCUUCACAGGCGGAGCGGAGGGAGAUGGGGCCAUCAGCCAGGAAAGUCAAGGUGAGGCAGGGAUGA